Molecule: messenger RNA, 1329 nt
Organism: Aspergillus tanneri
Lineage: Eukaryota; Fungi; Ascomycota; Eurotiomycetes; Eurotiales; Aspergillaceae
Exons: 7
Coding region: 1-1329 (442 amino acids)
Source: RefSeq, a predicted model, not a curated record
AUGCCAAAUAAGCCCCUUGCAAAUUUUACGUGCGUGAUCAACCUUGACGAACAUGAUGAUAAAGAGAUCAAACGAGCCGUUCUUCCACGGACGGCCGAACAGUAUGAGCGGAGUCUGAAGAUUUUUGACAAAUUCCUUAAGCUGCACCCCGCUGCCUGCUCUCCCCCGGAUAUCAAAACCUACAAAGGGUUUUUGGAAUUCUACGCAAGAAACACAACGGGUCGAGUCGAGGAAAGGCCUACAAUGGAGACCGUGGAGAGUUUCCGCCGGGACUUCGAAACAGCUCUUGCUCGGCUGAGGGGCUUCUGUGUCCCAAAGAACAUGUCUAAUACCUUGAAGGAGUACAUCAUAUCGGAUUUGAAGACCAAACUUAGUCUUCCAGAUGUUGAGAUGUCCAGAGAUGGACUCUCUCCAAAUGAUUUGACCAUCCUUCUGACACAGCUCUGGUGUCGGGAUUUUAAGGAAUACCGCGGCCAGUUUCCUGACCGGAGUAGAGUACAGCUUACCGCAUCAAUACUACUCUAUUGCUUUUCGUCCGCCCGAACUGGAGAGGUGCAUGAGUCAACAGCUCGCCGAUCUCUUGCCCGGCAGAAGGACGCCGGCGACGACAAUGACGCGAAUCUCCGAGCCAGUGCCAUGGCUGCAUGCUACAAGAACUGGUCGAUGGCAUUCCAAUUGCACGCGUUCUACGAGGUGCACAAAGAGAAAGUCCCACUCUUUUUCAACUUGAUUUUCUUCAUGCUUCCGUUGUUUUCUGCUGACCAUGCUUUCCGCCAUUACAAAUCGUAUACCGAGAUCCUUGAGAAGUGGACUCCAUCAAGGCCGUUCAGCGAGCUGGAUUGUGAAACCUCCACGGGUAGGGCAAGAGGUGCCGAUGCAUUUGGGAAAGAGUUUGCUGUACUUGGGUGUCGGAGCGGGUAUGAACUGAAUGUUACUGCCCGUGCGUGUCGUCGAUGGGCACUGAUGGAAACCGAUAAGAAAUACUCUCAGACGGCUCAAAUGAAGCAUGCUUCUCACACUGAAGCACGCACUUUUGGCCGAUCGUACGCUCAUCCUGUGUGCGAAGUGGAUUCCUACUGGAAUAUUGCUUCCCGCUAUGAGCAUAUUCAAAAUCGACGCAGCAUGGGCGUACACCGUAACCCAAGUCUGUGGCAAUCUCUACCCGCAAAGGCGGAAUUUGAAUUCCAGGAACGAGAAGACGUCAUGGCACUUGACACAGAAUUCGCACUCCUCAGCUCCCAACUUGCGAAGGCCGACAGCCAGGAAAUGGCGCACGAGAUUCACCUGCAACGGCGUCGAGUCCAGAGUCAAAAGGAUAAGCUGUAUUGA